UGAAUGAUGGUUUAUUGAUAAAAAUCAAGACAUCAUCGCGGCUAAGGCCGAAUUGCGAUGUAUUUACAAGGUAAUAAUGACACACAAACAUUGUUCAAACAAUAACAAAGAUAAUUACAAAAUAAAUAAUACGGAUAAAGUAUGGUAUUGAAACUACUUGUGUUGUAGAAUUCUAGAAAGAAAUAUUAACUGAAAGUGAGUUAUGUGUCUGGGAAAUGACUAGUGUGUAUGCCAUUGUAGUAUUCAACUAUAUAAUAAUAAAAUCGAAAAUAUUAAAUUAACGGAAACAUUAAACAAAUUUGCAAGAGUUAUUUCAAAUUACGAAAACAUGAACGAUAAAGGAAUAAAAACUAUAUGAUUCGUGCAUGUGCUAUUAUUAGUUUAUGAAAACGUGGGUAGCGUAUGUGUUAACAAUACGUCUAGUAUACUGCCAGUUUGUUUAAAUUUUAUGUAUACUGAUUUCAAAUAAUUACCUAUUAAAAAAAGUUAUGUAUUAAUCACAAACAUAAUAAAAUAAUGAACAAAUCCUUAAAUCGGUGAAAAAAUAUGAAGAUUAUAGUCAAAAGCGUUUCCUGGUGUACAAUCAGAUUUGAAUAAUAGAGAUAUACUGGCGGGAAAUAAGUAAAAUAUCAUUAAAAUUAAUCUGAAACUAACCAUUUCGUGUAAAGACUAUGAAUAUUACAUAAAAUAAUUAAUUAACAACUAUUACGAAUUAAAAACUGAUUGAAUCAUGACAUUGUAUAUGUACAGUUAGAUAAUAAUUGAUUAUGAUAACUCAAGUCUAAAAAAAUCGAUCUAAAACCGUCACAUCGGGUUUCCAAUAGAAACCAUUAAUAACAAUAAGGCUUUUUUUAUCCAGGGUAGUUACUUCAGUUAUGAAACUGCUCUACCAUUGGGGCCUGCAUAAUAUCUCCGUGAUCGAUAAGUUGAUAUUGACUGCUGUCGAGCAAUUCGUAUUAUGAUGCUUUUUUAGGAAAAAGAAUAAAACCCAAAGAAACAGCAUUUAAAAGGUUGAAAAUUGUAUAUUAACAAGUAAAAUCAGACAAAGAAACCACUGCAAAUUUCAUCUAAUGAAGAGGAAUAAGGUUUUUUUUUGCAGAUGAAAGUUUUGCAUUAUAAUUCUAUGCAUGCAUGUCUUCAUUAUCGAGCAGAUAACAUCAUCUCUACAUUUAUUCUGUAUUUUAGUGUUAAAUCAAAAGGGAUUGAGAUUCAGUACGAAUAGUGUCUUCCGAAAAUUCUCUUAUCGAUUUUUUCAUCUAUGAUUUUACAAAUGACUCAUCAAAUAAUUUUUUUAAAUCGUGUGCCUCAACACCAAAACAAAAUAUAUAAUAGCAUGAAGAGAUUUGGCUGCGAUGUCUGAAGUUUUCAAAAGAUCAUUUCCUCAUGUGCAUACGACAUCAGGGUUUUUGUAGACACGUGAGAAAUGAAUCUAUGCAGACAAUGGAGCGUGAUUGAGGCAAUAUGGAACAAAGACACUAAGCUUAUUCUCUUGUCUCGCUCGCUGGACAGUAACCAUCGCCGAACCAUCGACGUUACGUAAUCAUUCUCCAAGGAUGAGUUUUAAGUACCCAUUUACUGUCUUCUUUCUUCAGGGGUGGAAUUACCGAAGCGAUCACCUUCAUCGCCAUCGAUUGUGUUGAUGGCCAGCCGAGCUGGAACGCAGUGAUUUUGCGAUGAGGUGAUGAGAUUUUAGUUUUUAAUAAAAUCAAAACCAGCUCAUUCGUUUAAGCACAAGAGAUGGAAUCUCCAUAGGGAGUAAGCUGAUUCGCGCUUGGUGUUAACGUGGAAACAGUGGUGGCCGAAGAACAUGUUGGAGUAGCGGUCAAAUUGAUCUCACGAUCGAAUCCGAUGACAAGUACUCUAUUAACUCUACCAAUAGGACUGUAAAUACAACAAAAACUAAUAACAUAGAAGGUGCCUCUUGUAAAUGUCAGCUUACUAGGAGUUUCCAUCGAUCAAAUUUUAUGUUUGAAGAAAGGUGGAAACCAAGUUAUUUUUUUGUGUUGAAUAUUAUUCAACAGUUACACGUUUUGUCGUCGAUUGGUACGGGAUUGGACGGAAUACAUUCGUGAAUAUCGAUGGAUAACACAGUUUGCGCAGCUGGUUUCGAAGAUCUUCAACGGACAUUGCCUCGUUGAUGGUGUUAAUGGAUGAUCUGGAAAGAAUUUACGGAAACUUCAUUUUAUUUUCUCCGUGUACUUACUUUAAUGAGAAAGAGAUAGGAGUUGUUGGAAGGAGAGCAUUUGGAUACCAAAAAUGGCGAUACGCCAAGGAAUAAAACGCCGGAUUGUUGGCCUGAUGGCGGUAACGAUCCCUUCAUUAAUCACCGUGUAUCUUGCCUUCCAAAGACACUCUUCGGUUUUCAGUCGGACUGGAAGAGAUCGACAACGAAUCGACCAUCGAGCCAUCACUGACCAUCCCUUACACAAUUGCUCAUGCUAUAUGAGCUACAUCAGGAGCCAUGGUGGAAGUAUCGGAGGACCAGAGUUAGAAGUUGACGAUAAAAGUAGUGUCAAGACAAACUCAACGCAGUUUUUGACACCGAGUAAGCCCAGUAAUGAAUAUAUUGCAACUCCAGCGGUUGAGUCCCCUAAAAAUUAUUUGCAAGAACCGAUAGACAAACAUCUUUUUAAUUACAUCCAUAACCCAGAGAGAACUUGUUUUCACGAGAAUGGUACAGAAAUUGAUGUCUUUCUUGUAUUCUUUGUCUUAUCAGCACCAAGCAAUUUCGAGCAACGUGAUGCCAUCCGGAGGUCCUACGGUAUGAGAGAUACAUGGCCAAGCACUGGCGGUGGGCAAGUCGUGGCGGUAUUUUUGCUGGCUUCCACCAGCAAACCAGAGCUGCAGGAAAAGAUCGACACCGAGUCCACUAACCAUGGGGACAUCGUGCAAGAGACCUUUGUUGAUUCGUACCUGAACCUGACACGUAAGACAAUCAUGGGACUGAAAUGGGUCAAGAACCAUUGUAGACACGCAAAGUUCGUCAUGAAGAUUGAUGAUGACACUUCAGUCAUCCAACCACGCCUUCUCACGAUCCUACGCAAUGCAAACCACACUAAUUAUACAUUGGGGCACGUCUUCAAGGAACCAAUUGUGAUGCGUAACAAAAAAAAUAAAUUCUACUUGUCCAAAGAAUACUAUCCCGAUAAUCACUUCCCUUCUUACCCCGUUGGCCAUGGGUAUGUCAUGACGACAGACGUGGUCGAUGCCGCUUUCAACGUCGCUGUCACUAUUCCAUUAUUCCCUUGGGAGGAUGUCUUCUUCGGUACAUGCCUUCAAAAGCUCAAUAUACACCUGAAUCACGAUACAGAUUUCUUCUUCUGGGGAAAAUACACUGCACUCCUGACUGGCAAUGUGAAAACGAUAUCAAGCAAACACGUUAUAGCAACAGAUAUCCCUCCAAAGGACAUGGUUCGUUUCUACCAAAGAUUCGUGAUGACGUGAUGAAAAAGAAAAUGAAGGCAUAAGACCCUGUGUAGAGAUUUAAUUCAGUUUGCGAAUUCGUUGCAGUGUCUCAAACUCCGAUGUUUCUCAUUCGAACAGAGAUGUUCCACGUGUGGAUACGAUCAUGUCACGUAUGCCAUAUUACUUGUUGUAAUAUGGCAUACGUGACAUAUGCCAUAUUACUUGUUGUAACAACAACCAUAUUACUUACUUUGGCUUACUUUGGUGUUGAGGCUUGAAGCUUCUGUUUAUGUACCCCUCGUUACUUGGUUAGAUGGGGAUUGUAAGGGUUGUACUUAUAAGUGGAUAUAAUCUCCAGUGUUUCUUAAGUUGAUUCUUAAAGCUGUUAAUGGUUGUGGCAUUUACGGCAGAUUCUGGAAGGCUAUUCCAGCUGUUCACACCCCGGACAGAGAAUGACACUUGUCUCUUCCUAGACUUACAUGCAGGUUUUCUCACUUUGUGGUUAUGCCCUCUAGUCCGGGAAUCUACGUUCAUAUCAAACAGGACAUCGCUCCUUAAGUCCUCAAAUUCAUGGAAGAUUUUGAACAUUUGAAUCUGAUCUGAUAUUGGCAAGAAUCUUCAAAUAUUUUAUCUGCGAGGCAUAUUUUGAGGAAAUCAAACCCCCAAACCCAUGUAUUUGUUAUGGAAUGAAGAAAUUGAUAUUCAUGGAUAAGAUAUACGGGGCGGCUAUCUCAAAAUAAUAUUUGUGUUAGGAAAAGGGUGGAGUACAUCUUUCUAGUAAACGAAAACGCGAAAAAUAAGUUUCAACAUUGUAAGGCAAGAAUUACACAUAGCAAUUUGAAGUUAUAUACAGUAAUUGUGCUCAAAAGUUAGUGAACCCCACCACAAAAAUACACUCUUUCAUGCUGAGUGUUGGAUGUAGAAAACACCACUACUAUGAUCGGCGAGCCAAGAGAAACAAACUAAUGAAUGUGAUAUUUUAUCACCUGACUUCACAAUUAAAUAUCUAAAACAUGUCAGAUCUUGAAAACACUUUUGAGCUCCACUGUAUAUGUAUGCAUACAUAUAUAUUAUAUAUAUAUAUAUAUAUGUAUAUAAAGAGAGAGCGAUCCUCAAUUAGAAGAAAUUAGAAGAAUCAAAGGUUGCUUCUAAUUUAUUGAUUAUAAAAAUAUGAAAUAGUUAUAUGGUACAGUAAUAAUGUUUUUAUUCAGUGAAGAAUAAAUUAUAUAUGGUGUAAAAUGCUAUGCAAAUAUCAGUUUCGUGCUAAACUUUAGGGGCUAAGCUGUGCAUACGGUGCAAUGUCCCAAAAUCCCCAAAUCGAUAAUUAUUAUUUUUGAAUGUUUAAUUCUGUAAUGGUUCUGGAUAGUGUAAAAAUCCGACCAGACAUAUACUCAUGGAAAUUCAACGGAAAUUAUGACGUAAACUCUACAAUUCAAUGACAAAAAUACCACUUUUAUAACUGCUGUUGUGGUUGUACUUUUGUGACGGAGAUAGCCACACAACUGCUCCAUUCAUGUUGAUAGAGGCGCAAGAAUCUGAGAUUAUACAAUGUGAGAAAGGUUUUCUGUUUAAACGGCCUACAUUUUUUUUUUAAUGUCGAUCAUUAAUGAUUCCUGGAAGUAGAUUAGAUUUUGAACUUGGCCACUGACAUUCAGUAGGAUACCCAAUGUGGCUUAUACCCUCCCCGUAUAACAAGCGGAAAACCCAGGGUUUCUUUAAAAAGUCUGACAAGUCAAAACAAAGAGGUUCAAUCCAUUUUCUAUUUUCCCAUAUUUUUUUUGACAAGCAAAAAGAGUCAUUACUCCGGACCUGUUUCUAUACUUCACCCGUUAGAGAUGGGGGAUGUUUCAAACACGUUAUGUUUUUCAAAAAAAAAAUUCAAUUCUUCUUCGGGGGGGGGGGGGGGGUCUGGAUCCGCCACUGCGCCACUUCCCUCGGUCGAAAAUUUCAUUUCUUCAUUUUGUUUGGCCAGUAGCCUAUAGAUCUGAUAAUUGAAGGGAGAAGGGUGUGCGGGGGGGGGGGGGGGCUCUUCAAUAUCCACUGUAUCCCAUAUUGCCCCACAAUUGACAGACUGUUCUAUCGUACAUGUAAACAUGACCAAAAGCGCUCAUAAACAAUAAAGUCAUUUGAUGUCUGAAAGCUUGAUAAAAUAUUCAUGGAGUCGUAUCAGUAUACCGUCCGAUUCAUCAAACGGUGGAACAAAAGACCCUACUCCUAUACCACCUGAAUUUAUCUGCUAGGUUUGAUGGCCUUUUCCUGUUCCAUUGGAUACGGAUAGAUUAUAUUAUAUGUAUGUAUGGAAGUAGAAUUGUAAUACAUGCGAUGGUCAGUGUGGUUUAAUAAGAUGGGAUAAUAAAGGUCUUUAAAGAUAUGAUAAAACCUCUUUUUGUACCGUAUCUAUAUAUUUGUUACAUAGUAACGUUUCUUGACGUGUAGACCCUUUCAAUAUCUCUCCUUCUUUCUUUCUCCCUCUCUCUGCCCGUUUCUCUUUCUCUUCCUGUCUUCAUAUUUUUAAAGACUAUUUCCUAUUAUCUCUAUGUUCGUGAAGCAUAACUAUUUUGGAUUUAUUUUUGCGUGUGUAUGUGUAAAAUAAUGCUUUGUUACAAAGUGUGAAUUCCUGUUCCAUACUGAUACAAAAAUCAAUAAAUAAAUAAAUAAAUAAAUACAUAUAUAUAUAUAUACAUGUAAUAUAAUAAAUGCGUAGCUUCACUCAAGGUCCAUCAGAGCUGUCAUAUAUAUUCUUGGUCUCGCCUCACUGCUGGCCCGCCUCCGUGCUCUAGUGGUUAAGGUGUUCAGAACCAGGGACCCUGGGUUCGAAUUAUAGUUGAGAUGUU
Lytechinus pictus (painted urchin) is the source of this 6239-nucleotide messenger RNA. Its product is annotated as beta-1,3-galactosyltransferase 5-like. The record is from RefSeq and is a predicted model, not a curated record. Gene Ontology annotation, molecular function: hexosyltransferase activity. Gene Ontology annotation, cellular component: Golgi membrane. The coding region runs from base 2257 to 3444 and encodes 395 amino acids. NCBI's taxonomy places the organism in Eukaryota, Metazoa, Echinodermata, Echinoidea, Temnopleuroida, Toxopneustidae. The transcript has a single exon.